AACAAAUAAAUCAUAAUGACAACGUUACUAAGGCGGAUGUGGAGGAAUCACUCGAAGCACAAAAAACUAAACGAGGAAUUAGUGCUGGCUGACUGGGAAGGGGAGGGCUGGUGGCACGAGGAGAAGGAACCCACAAAUCAAAUCGAUGUACGUUACGCCGGUGUGGCGCCAGUCGAGAGAGCCGCUUCCGCUCCCGCUACAGCUCUUGCUGUACGAUCGGCCUUACACUCGGUUAAAGGGUUAAACAAAAAGCUCCAGAGGGUGAACUUGGACAUUAGUCCAAAAGGCAUCGUGGUCACUGACGCUGAAUCACAGGAAAAUGUCAUCAGUGUCUCUAUUUACAGGUAUUAAAACAAUUAUAGUUUAGCGCUUACUUUACUGGUGACACGCCUGCCGCCGCCGUAGAAUUAGACCGG
Messenger RNA from Hyposmocoma kahamanoa, 416 nucleotides. Its product is annotated as low density lipoprotein receptor adapter protein 1-like. The coding region runs from base 16 to 351 and encodes 111 amino acids. The transcript is spliced from 3 exons. NCBI's taxonomy places the organism in Eukaryota, Metazoa, Arthropoda, Insecta, Lepidoptera, Cosmopterigidae. The record is from RefSeq and is a predicted model, not a curated record.